CAAGUAAACUUACUUCCUAAAUUGGUGCUGCAAAUGACCAAGUUGAUCUACUUUUUAAAAUGAUUCGGUUUUGAGAACCUAGAAGGUAAAAGGGACUCUAGACAUUUCUCGAGAAUUCUUUAAGGCUAACCAUGACCAGUUCAGUUUAAACCCAGACUUUAUUAGGAUUUAUAGGUCUUCCACCUGUUUUACUUGCAGAUUUGUUGGAGUUCAUCUGCUGGUGUAAGCUGUGGAAAAGAUGCUGCUCCCUCCUUCGUGCACCUAGGAAGGGAGAGGUCCGCAUUCUGAUUCCUGAAGCAACCAAAAGCUAUUCAUGUGGCUGUGUGUCCUUCUAGGAUGGGCUUCUGGGUUUCUUUUGAGGCUUUUCUCUUUUGCAUUGGCUCACCAAUGUUUUGUAGGCCAGUGAAGAGAGAGACUAGCUGCUCUUCCCUUAGCUAAACCAGGCACUGUGCAGGCUGGUGGUUAGGACAGCUGCUCUGGGGGAAGGUGAUCUGCUUUCAUUUCCUGUUUCAAGGAACACUUGGCUGUGUGAUUUACUUUGGGCUGUAAUGACACUGCCCAUCAUAGUGAAUGUGAAAUUAGAAAUGGGAGCAUUUGUUGGAGACCUCUUCAGUAAUUACUGAGGUACAUUUCUUGUAAGGUUUGAAGAGGGAUGGAGGGCCAGAAAUACUGCAGGUCUGUACUCAUUACUGUGGCACUUCAGAGCUAAAGAUAUCUUGAAAACUUUACUGGGUCCUUGAGAGAGAAAACUACAUGACACUACACCAUGAGUGACAGUAAAUGUGAUAGUCAGUUUUACAGUGUUCAAGUUGCAGAUUCAACAUUCACUGUAUUAAAACGUUACCAGCAAUUGAAGCCUAUAGGAUCAGGGGCACAGGGCAUUGUUUGUGCUGCGUUUGAUACAGUCCUUGGAAUAAAUGUUGCUGUAAAGAAGCUGAGUCGUCCUUUUCAGAAUCAAACCCACGCAAAAAGGGCUUACAGAGAGCUUGUUCUUUUAAAAUGCGUCAAUCACAAAAAUAUAAUAAGUUUAUUAAAUGUAUUUACACCACAGAAGUCACUAGAAGAAUUUCAGGAUGUAUAUUUGGUCAUGGAGCUGAUGGAUGCAAAUUUGUGCCAGGUUAUUCAUAUGGAAUUGGAUCAUGAAAGAAUGUCUUAUCUUCUUUACCAAAUGCUGUGUGGUAUCAAACACCUCCAUUCAGCUGGUAUCAUCCACAGAGAUUUGAAACCCAGCAACAUAGUAGUAAAAUCAGAUUGUACGCUCAAAAUCCUUGAUUUUGGACUGGCAAGAACAGCAUGUACUAAUUUUAUGAUGACUCCAUAUGUAGUAACACGAUAUUACAGAGCACCAGAAGUUAUCCUCGGAAUGGGAUAUAAAGAGAAUGUUGAUAUCUGGUCAGUUGGGUGCAUCAUGGGAGAAUUGGUGAAAGGUUGUGUGAUAUUCCAAGGCACUGAUCAUAUUGAUCAAUGGAAUAAAGUUAUUGAACAAUUAGGAACACCAUCAGCAGACUUUAUGAAGAAACUACAGCCUACAGUGAGGAAUUAUGUGGAAAACAGGCCAAAAUAUCCCGGUAUUAAAUUUGAAGAGCUCUUCCCAGACUGGAUAUUUCCAUCAGAAUCUGAUCGUGAUAAGUUGAAAACCAGCCAAGCUAGAGAUUUAUUAUCAAAAAUGCUUGUAGUAGAUCCAGACAAGAGAAUUUCCGUAGAUGAAGCCUUACGUCAUCCUUAUAUUACUGUCUGGUAUGAUCCAGCUGAAGCAGAAGCUCCUCCACCUCAAAUUUAUGAUGCGCAAUUGGAAGAAAGAGAACAUGCAAUUGAAGAAUGGAAAGAAUUAAUAUACAAAGAAGUAAUGGAUUGGGAAGAAAGGAGCAAGAAUGGUGUGGUAAAAGAUCAGCCCUCAGAUGCAGCAGUGAAUAGCAACACCAGUCCUUCCCAGUCAUCAUCUAUCAAUGACAUUUCAUCCAUGUCAACAGAGCAAACAUUGGCCUCCGAUACAGACAGCAGCCUCGAUGCUUUGACAGGACCCCUCGAAGGAUGUCGAUGAUCAGCCAGGAUUGCAGACUUGACUUUGGAAAAGAUCUCUUGCUUCCAUUGGGCCUGAAUUGCUUGUAAGUUAAUGGAACCAAGUAGAAAAACUCCAUGUUCUGCAUGUUCUGCUAAAGUAAUGCCUGUUUUUUUUUUACUCAGUUGUUAUGAAAUUGCCUGCUUAAUGUUGUAGAAUGAAAGCAAAUCAAUGUUUAAAGAACAAAAGAUUUUAAAUUUAGACUCUAUUAUAGGCUUUUGUUUGUUUCAGCCUAUUUCAGGUGAGCAGUUAUAAUAGACUUUUAGCCAAUAACUCCUCCUAAGUGGAUUCAUGAAUCUUCAGUCCCAACCAGCAGGCUUCUGUGACACAAUGGUUGUUUACAUUUUAGUACAGUAUUGCUCAUUAGAGGUUUUUUGAAUGUAUAGUCUCGAUGAAGUUUGUUUUAAUGUGUGACUGUGGCAGUUUGCUUUAUUUAACGACUGGAGCGUUGUAUGUAAGUGUGAUCUCACACAUUGAAUGCUGUCAGUUCUGUGUUUAAAGGGUAGAUAUUCUUCCACGUAGCACUUUUUAUUUUAUUGAGCCCUUUCUAGCUUCACUUUCCAAUUCUGUCUAUCUUCUUGUAGAAGAGAUAAACGUGAAGUGUAAAGAAUAUAGCCAUUACUUUGUAUUUCACCUGUGAGCAUGUGUGUCUAACUUUUCAGUUCUUUAAAUAUGGGUGGAAGAUACAGUGGCUUAAUUAAACGUUAAGGAAGGAUGAGUGACUUAUCUGUGAAGCAGUGCCUGUUUAGAAGAGGAGAGAGUGCUAAAAUGUUCUGUAUUUUCUAGAUUGUGAUACUGGUCCUUUACCAAAAACAAACAGAAAAGGAAAUUUUAUCUGUGAUGCUCUUCAUUCACUGCAAACUGAUAAAAGGACAGAUGAAUUGGAGAGACUUGCAGCCUCAAAAAGAGCUGCAUAAAUGUGUUCCAUUUUUUUAAUGGGUCCAUUCUGUCUAGUGAGUAAUUAAAGAAAGAAAAAUGCAGUAGUUUUGAGUCACUUGUAAAUUAAGUAUUUAGUUAACAGAGUUUAGCUCUAUUCUGGCCUUAGGAACAACUCUCUGUUUGUACUGGGAGAUGAAAACAUAUUUAGUACAUAUUUUCUAAAUACAGUGUCAGAGAAGAGGAGAUUGAGAGUAUUUGCUGCUUCAAUACAGGCUUAUCAGUACAGUUUUCAGAACCAGAUAAUACAAAUGUUGCCUGUUACACUGCAUAAUAUGUUGAAUUAGAAAAUGUAUUUGUAGUAGACUAGGGCUUAAAUUGCUUUAUACUGCACUCCUGUGAAUCUGUGCACGUUCACUUGGGAGUGCACAGGUGUGAAACUUUGCUAAAGGAUCGUGUGUGUGUGUGUGCAUGCAUGUGAGACUAAACUAUAUCGCUAUAAGAGUAAUAGAGAUGUACAAGAUGAGGUAAAACACCACUUUCUUAAAGGCACUAUAUUUAGCUGUUGAUCAAGAUACUCUUGACUUGAAUAUAUAAAUAGGACUUAUAAAAUAUACUGGCCCAGCCAGCCACUGCAUUACUGACAUAUUUCUCUUGUAAAAGAAAACUCUCUGUUGUUUCUGACCUUAUAAUUUGAAAAGCAUCGAUUUCUCUUUAUGCAAUAUUACUUUUAUGUUAAAAUUGUACCACUUUUUAAUAGCUAAAUUUGCUCUAGCAAAAAUAUUAAGGUUUUACUGUCCCAGAAGGUUAAAAAAAAAAAAACCAAAA
Pezoporus occidentalis (night parrot) is the source of this 3763-nucleotide messenger RNA. RefSeq names its product mitogen-activated protein kinase 9 (gene MAPK9). Bases 767 to 2041 code for a protein of 424 amino acids. NCBI's taxonomy places the organism in Eukaryota, Metazoa, Chordata, Aves, Psittaciformes, Psittacidae. Gene Ontology annotation, cellular component: nucleus; cytoplasm. The record is from RefSeq and is a predicted model, not a curated record. Gene Ontology annotation, biological process: protein phosphorylation; JNK cascade. Gene Ontology annotation, molecular function: ATP binding; JUN kinase activity. The transcript is spliced from 12 exons.